ACGCGUGAAGUAGUUUAAAGAUUCUUAUAACUCAAUGCUACCCUACUUAAUUUUCUUUCUACUGAUAGAACAUUUCGAAGGUAUUGAAGCACAUUCAUUGGGAAGCCAAGAAUUAGAACGCUCUAUAAGAUCCGCGGAUUGUUCAAUUUAUGGCUUGAAAAUGACGACUUGCGAUUUACAGGUGUCCCGCUUUGGUAAUGAAAGAUUCAUGGCUAAAUACGAAAAAACUUGUAAUCUAAAGGAUGUGAAUUUCUAUUUCCAUUUUGGGAAAGAGGGAAAAUAUGCUUUUUCUUUGUCAUCUAAAAAGCCUGUUACCAAUUUAUCUUCCAUGAAGAAGAGACUCGAGGCUAACAAAAAAGUUUUUCAACCAGGAACUCACUUCAUCUACGUCGCAAUGAAAGCCAAGAGCUUGAAGAAUGAUGAAAUGAGUACAUCUAGCGAUAAGUGUAAAUUCUACAUAAGACAUGAAAAUGCAACAGCAAAUCUAGGAAGAUUGAACAGAAACGUAAGAGUUGGACAGAAAUUUUUCUUUGACGGAUCUAGAUGUUUGAAUAAUGACUUAGAAGACAGGAACAUAGACUUGGAGUUUAGAUGGAAGUGUACUAGUUCGAAUAGUUACUGUGAAGAUUUUGCACUCCCAGGAAACUAUAGGGUGAAAGUGCCAAGGGAAUAUGCGACCCAAGGGGCACGUUUCAAUAUCACUGUGGAAGUAAGAUCAUUGCCAACCUCUUGGCAGUCCGCUAAGCAGUUCAUAUUGGUGGAUGACACUAGACCUUUUGCAGUGAACUGCGUCCAAUUUUGUGGAAAAUAUCCCAACACGCUGGAUCCGAAUGAGGAAGGUGUUAUCUUAGCGGAAUGCCAAUUUGGUUUUCCUUGUAACAAAUAUAAGAAAGAAGAAGUACGUGGUGCUCUAUUUGAUGAUAAAGGAAUGUUGCUUGCUACCUUUAACAAUUUCGCAGAACCGUAUGGCUUAACUAUGAAAUUGGAGCCAGGAGCGAAAUACCUGGUCAAAGCUAUCUAUGGUGAUAUCAAAGAUGAAGUGUUUUUGGGCCAAACGUCCUUCACAGUACUGGGUGUUCCCAGAUUAGAAAAUUGUAAGGCUGUCCCCCCAAAAGGAACACCUCUAACCAAGUUUAAAGUUGUAUGUGAUUACGAUAAAGAGACCCGGAAGAAUUUCGAGAUACAAGUUAAGAGCGGUGAAACUGUUGUCUUCUCGGCCAGUGCAACGAAUCUGGAAGAUAUAGAAUUCUUAGUGUCUAGUAAGAAUGCAACAGUCUUCGCCAAAUUAGAAGAUAUUCACGAUGUUUAUUUUCAGCAACAGGUCCAGGUCAAAAUAGUACCAUUGAUAAAAGAUGUUAAGAAUAUGAGUUCGGCAGCAGAAAACUUGAAUAAUAUUUAUGAGGGUAGGACGAAUCAUACUGUAUCAGUAAGCGAUCUGAUCAAGAAAGGUGACCAUCAAGCCGCUGUUCAAAUAAUUGAUGUCGUUGCGCGAGAAAUGGCUAAACUCCACAUCAAGACCGAGGAAGAUAAAAAAAUUGUUAAAGAUGUGAAAAAGAAAAUGUUGGCUGAUCUGGCAGGAAUACACAUUGAAGACAUCGAUUUAUCGAAAUCUAUCAGUGGGGUACUGUCGAUGAUUGCACAAGAUAAAAGGGACCACGCAUCUGAUCCAGAUAUGGCCAAAAUGCUUUCUCAAACAUGCAGUACCGUGUCGAAACAGCAACUUUAUUUGGUAGAAAACGAUCAGUACGACUCGAUCAGUAAGAGAGAAAUUUCAGACAUAACGAACAACCUCAUGACUUGUAGCGAGGCCGAAAUACCUCCGUAUUAUGAAAUGUUCAACGAAACUGCUAUCGAAAUACAGAUUACUACUCCAUUCCCAAUAAAUCUGAAUCUAUCGGAGAAAACCUUUGAGGAUUACCCUCAAUAUGUUGCAGAUGAUCUGAUAGAAAUGAAAGUGAACGAUUUCUUGUCUUCUGCUGAGAAUAUCAUGGAAAUUUGUGAUGAUAUGGGUGCAGCUUUGAUACAUUCGUUCAAAACAGAUAUGGAUAAACCAUGGGUAGUCCUCAGAGACAGAAGCAUACUCUCGGUGAUUAAAACAACCGGAGCCAAAUUGGUGAAGGUCCUGUUCCAUCAACAUAAAGUUACUAUAAAUCCUACCCCCUUUCUGGAGAAAUUUCGCUCAACUUUGUCAAUGCGGGUGUGCAGCUACUGGAAAGAUCCUUUCUGGUCAGCAUCACAGGAUUACAAGAUACCCACGAAUGUUAUCGAAGUGAGUAUAAGAGAUGAGGCAGAGGAUAAGGAUAUAACGAAGUUUCAAGACCAGCCGAUGAACGUUACUUUUCAAGUGUUCGAACACUUAGUGAAGAAGAAAAUAUCCAGAGGCAUUGUUAGGCCGACAGACGAAACCUCGGAUUCACAAGAAGACGACUUUUCCAUUUUUAUGAUAAAAGUGAGGGCGGAGGAAUCGUUCUUUGUAGAUUUUCUGAAUGUAGGGGAGAGCGACAACUUCGAAGUUAUAAUCGUUAGUAUGGAAAGACCCCAACUGAGUCACUUCGACGACCCAUUACGUUUGAAUGCCGAAGACAAGAAAUUUUUCGUCGAACAUUCGCAGAAUACGGACGAAUGGUUUAUGCUAGCCAUCAGGCCAGAUGAAGAACAGGAGCCAUUAGAAGGUGAAGUAGUCCUGGAAUUUUCCGUAUACACACCGAAGUGCGUGUCUUGGGAUCCGAAUAAGAGGGAAUGGAAGUUUGCUUGUUCGAUAUACAUAACCACGACACAAGAAACCAUCAAUUGCCGCUGCACCCACCUGUCCAUUUUAGCUGGAGCUUUCGAGUAUAACGAACUCAAGGUACAUCCCAAGUUUUUACGUCUAGACUUCGAACUAGAGGAAGCAAGAAGUUACCACGUCAUCAUAGCAGUUUGUAUUGUUCUGGGAAUCUACUUCUUUCUGUUGGUGUAUGCGGUGCAGAAAAAUGAGACUAUUGAGGAUGCUGUGUAUCUCAUGUCUGAUGUACCUGCUGACAAUAGAUUCGCCUACCUGGUUAUCAUAAAGACAGGAGGAAGGAUCGACGCUGGAACUUCGUCAGACGUCGUUAUACAACUUUUUGGUACAGGAAAACGAUCACAGGAACAUGUGAUAAACUUUCCCGAUCCACUGAUGGAGUUGCUUCAACGCAAGCAAAAAGAUUAUUUCGUUUUGGCUUCGCCAGUUCAUCUUGGAAGAUUGAAUAGGCUGCAUCUCUGGUUUGAUUGCUCUGGAAGCUCACCGACAUGGUACUGCGAAUAUAUUCGCAUAUGCGACCUGCAGACGAAACAAUGGUACAUGUUUACGGUCAAAAAUUGGUUCAAAAUAGAAGGUGAACCGAAAGUCUUCAUUAGUGUUCCUGCUCUUAGCGAUAAAGAAAUUAAGUACCAGAAAAAAAAGUAUCAAUUGCUCAGAAGUUUGCUCAGCUUCGGAAGAUUCGACAAAACUAUGUGGCAUCUGUCGACGAGAUCAAACGAUCCGAAUUUCGGCUUUCCCAAACGUUUAACCCUAAUUCUCUCAGUUAUCAUCUCUUUGAUGAUGAUAACCAUGGUACUUUAUGGUAGACCCGAAUUCAAACCAAGAGAUACUAUAACGCCCAAUUGCUAUUUCAAAUUACGUCCAAGUAUUUGGUUCAAGGGCUUAUACAGUGCCCUGCUAACUUUUUUUCCACAUAUUGCUAUCAUGGAAGGAUUCAAAAACUCAAGAUUGCAGUUUCAGUCGAAAACUUCAAAAGAUUCGAAAGCACUUUCACCGGCUUCCAUGAUACUUUUAUGGUUCAUCUUGAUUUCCAACAUAGCCAUUCAAUUGCACGUACUUAUGAUAUUCGGCUACAAAAUGGUUAAACCGACAACACUGGAAUGGACAGUGUCAACUGGAUUCGGUUUAUUUCUAUGCGUUUUCGUCCUGGAUUACCUGUAUAAUUUUUUCCUCGUCCUUGUUGGGGGCGUUGCGAAACCUCUGAAAACGAACUACGAUAAAAUCAUCAGGAAUAUAGAGAAGCAACGGAAAAUUUUGUAUCAGUUUAUCGGACGAUACAUUUAUAGGCCCAUACUAACCCCCCUUUACGAGGUCAUGUCCAGAGCUGACUAUGCGAGAAAACUAAUUCACUUCAGACAAAGGAGAGAAAUGGUCUGGCAAGUAAAUGACUUCUUCAUGAUGAUAACGUUCAUUCUGCUGUUGUACGUCAUAAUAUUGGCAGAGAAGGAUACAGUUUACGAUGUCAGAGGCCACGAAGAAGCUCUGAAACUGAUAAACGGAGCGAAAAGCACUAAGCACAAACUGCAGAAUGUACAUCAUAUAAAAGAUUUCGAGUCUUUUAUGGAAAAAGGCCUGAUACCAGCCAUCCAAUCGUACCAAUGGUACGGAAGGUACAUUACCGAAAGUCCGGGUAUGACAACAGACGCCUGCAAUAAGUAUCUUGGCGUCAUUCGGCUUAGGCAGCACAGGGUGGAAGAGGAAUCUUGCAACGUUACGAUUCCGAUGAAAUUCCUCAACACCACCUGCAGGUCACCGGAUUAUUUCUUCCGCUAUGAUUUCCUCAACUACACCCCAGCCUGGAACAACACAAUUCCCGAGUUUCACAGGUCGAGGCUUGGCUAUGUUUGGGGGCAUCAGGCUGGAAUUGGACAAAUGUUUUUCGGUCUUGCUGGAUUUUAUGAUAGCGGAGGUUAUGUUGCUUAUCUCGGAAGAACGAUUGAGAAUUCCUAUGUGAAUUUCAACUAUCUCAAACGUUACAAUUGGUUGGACCCCCUCACAAGAGCUAUAAUAAUAGAAUUCUGCCUAUAUAACGUUAACAAAAACCAUUUCCACUUUGCCGAAGUAGUUUUGGAAAAAACCCCUGCUGGAUUUAUCAAUAAGGACGUAACAGUUAAAACUGAGAGGGUGGUUAAGUACAGCACCAAAAGUCAAGAAAUCGCUCUGGUAUUCAGCAUCGUUUUCAUGGGAUUAGUUCUAGGACUCUGCAUCCGGACAGUAAUAAGAAUAAUCAAAACCAAAGUUUGGUACAGGAGCGACCUUUGGCACAUAGUAGAUGUGCUGAUAAUCACCUUGAGUUUAACUUGGUUGGGACUAUAUUUCAAAAGAUUGGAUACACUGCGAGAAUUCGUAAGACGCUUGGAGGAAAACCCGAGCAAUAAUUUUGUCGACUACUUCCCUAUACUUGGCGUUGAGUCGUGGAUGCGAAUACUGGCUGCUGUCUUGAUAUGCAUAGCUACAAUCAGAAUCUGGAGAAUCGUUAGAUUCGGCGUGAUAUUUCGUACAGUUGAGAGAACACUGAUGCUCUCUACCCGUUCUCUGUGCAUCAUGCUUAUGUACUAUAUAAUCUUCCUCGUUGCCUUCGGCGUAACCAUGUUCGUUUUAUUAGGUUCAAAGGUGGGAAAGUUUCGGAAUGAAUACUACCUUCUGAAGUCACUCGUGUUGAUAUCGUUAGGUUUCGAUGAAAUCGAAAAUGACGAAGUAUCGCUCAACGAAAGGGGAUUGGGCUAUGUAUUCUCCGUCCUGUAUUCAGUCUUCUCCCAGUUUCUCACAACUUUAUUCAUAGCGGUUAUCCUGGUUGGAUACAUGGAGGCACGUAUAUUCGCGUUUGAAGAAAAACUAGAAUACAACCUCAAGGAUUACACGAUAGAGAGAUACGACUUGUUGAAGAGAAUGGGGCGUAUACUUGCCCAAAAAUUUCGCCUGACGGCUGGCGCACAACAGGCGAUGCGAGAAGAAACAGUGACGCCCAAGGACGAUGUGCUAAGGUACAAGAACUGCGUGCAAACCGACUCGAUCAGAAUGAAAGCUAUGGCUAGCGUCGCGAAAUGUGUGCUUCUGAAACGGCAGAAGGGUCUCAGGGUGGACGAAUCGGAUCACAGGUUGAUGAUGAGGACCGUGAGGAAUCUGUGCAAUAAAGAAGAGGGCCAGAAACAGUUGUUUUUCAUGGAAGGCACGCCAGAUUCCGGGUUCACCAUGAUCGACAAUAGGAGACUCUUGAUGAUGGAGAGGCUCGUGAAUGGUAUUCUUGAAACUCCGGAAAGUAAAGCUAGAAGGAUGGACAUGGUUAAUCAGGAGGAAGCUCUACUAGCGGAUAAUCUAGCGAGAAUGAUGAAGAUGAAUUAUGAGUUAAAGUUGAUACGUGACGUUGUUAAGAAUAUUGAAGUGACCCAAAAAGUAGAUUGAUAUUCGAUAAGAAUAAACGUUGUUACUUGUUUUCGCUCAUGUUAUUAUGAUGACAAAGAUUCAAUUUAAAAGUCUUUUAUCCAAAAUCUUCUUAUAAUUGAAGUUUUAUCCACACUUGGGAAUCGUAUAAAAUACCACUUUAUCCACUUGUCAAAUUACUUUUUUCUACUACAGUACCUAUUUUCAUUUUAGUGUGAUUUAUUUCCUGCUC
Molecule: messenger RNA, 6395 nt
Organism: Coccinella septempunctata (seven-spotted ladybird)
Lineage: Eukaryota; Metazoa; Arthropoda; Insecta; Coleoptera; Coccinellidae
Exons: 26
Coding region: 35-6184 (2049 amino acids)
Biological process (GO): detection of mechanical stimulus
Cellular component (GO): membrane
Molecular function (GO): protein binding; calcium channel activity
Source: RefSeq, a predicted model, not a curated record